UAUGAAAACACAGUACCGUGGUGUACCGGUCACUUUUCUUUUGAUUUUCUUUACCAUUAUUUACCAUUUAACAACAAAAAUAUUGAUAAUUUAUUUAAAAAUUUAUUUUGAAGUAGUUUAAAUUCAACACAAUAUUCAGUGUGUAAAUAGAAAUAACAAAAAAAACACAAUGUAUACAUAAAAACUUCUUUUUUUUUAAUUCAAUUUUUUUUUUUUUUUUUUUGUUGUCAACCGGACAUAACCGUCAUUCAAAGCUUGUUCCGUAUAAACAAUAUUUAGACAAAAAAAUAAAAUAAUAUAAAUAUGAGUUUAGAUAAAUUAAAUGUAGCUUUAAACAAAUAAAUCAUACCUACAGUUAUUAUUUUAUAAUUUAAAAAACAACAAAAAACAACAAAUAUGGGGGAUUUUAAUGAGACAGUUGAUGGAAAGUUGACAAGUAGAAUGAGAAAGGUUAAUCCGGAGCAAUUUCUUACACUCGUCAAAAUGCAUUUAUCAUUUGAGUUGGAUAUAAACACUGAAGACAAUGACACAGUGACAGAAAAAGCAAAAUUAAAAAAAUGGGGUAUAUUAAGUUUUUCUAAAAAACCAAAAUCAAUGAUGAAUUUACAACAAAAAUGUGAAGGACUUGCAUUGACAACUGAAGGAAUUGGUCAAAUAAAAACAUUAAUUCAAUACUUAUCUAAAAAUGAUUGCAUCAAUCAAGAGGGAAUAUUUAGAAGAACUGGCAAAUUGACUAGACAACAAGAAUUAAAAUUAAUAUUGUAUCAAGGUCAACCAUUGGAUCUUGAAGCAGGUGCUUAUAGUGUUCAUGAUUGUGCAUCAGUAUUAAAAGGUUUUUUAGCUGAACUACCAGAGCCACUUCUUACUGAUCUUCAUUAUCCAGCUUAUUGUCAAAUUGCUGAACUAUGUAAUCCAAAUACAAGUACCAAUGAGCCAAGAUUAUUGAGUUCAUUACAAUUACUUUUAUUACUUUUACCAUCAGCAAAUAGAAUUUUGCUUAAAUAUUUACUAAAUUUAUUAAACAAAACAGCAAGUCAUGAAAAUAGUAAUAAAAUGAAUUGUGAUACACUUGCAACAUUAUUUACACCACAUUUAAUGUGUCCAAGAAAAUUAACACCUGAAGCAUUGCAUCUUGAUUCACAAAAUUUAUCUGGACUUGUUGCAUUUAUGAUACGAAAGGGCAAUGAAUUGUUUGAAAUACCAAUAAAAUUGGCAACAGACAUCAGGGCAUACUGGGUUGAUCAAGAAAGAAAAUUAUUAAGUCCCAAUAAAUAUGAUCCAAAUGAAUCAGUAUCAGAUACAGGAGGAACUGCUCAUACAGUAUUUAGUUUUGUUGAUCACAAAUUGACAGCAAAAGCAAAUAUAACAGAAGAUACACAAGCAGCUUUGGCACAGUUGUAUGCUCAUAUUCAAGCAAUGCCUGAAUCAGCAAAAAAACGAAGACUUGUUAAACAAUUUAAUAAAGAAAAUGGCAGAGGAACACCGAGACACGUUAAACAAGUUAGAACAAAAAGUCUUGGUGACUCAAUUAAAAAACAUAUAUUUCAAAAAAAAUUACUUGGUGGCCAUAAAAAAGUUUGUGAUAUAAAUAUUGGCUGCGAUAUAAGUAGAUCAAGUAGCGAAGAAAAUAUUUUAUCAAUGAGUCAUAAAAAAAGUUUACCACCAAAAAUAUUAUUCAGUAAAUCUGAUGAUGAAUUGAGCACAGAUAGUUUUGUAUCAUUGGAUAAUGAAAAUCUUGCACAAACAAAAAUAACAAGCAGCAGUACAGGAAGUAUUGAUAUUUGUAAAAAUAUCAGUCAAAUUGUUGAAAUUGAAACUAGGAAAGAUAUUAGUGUUGAUUUAAUUGAAGAAAAUGAUGAAUUAUCAAAUGAAAGUUCAACUGAACACGUUGAUAGUCAAGACAUUAAUCAAGAAAAUAAUAUAGAAUUUGAUCGUAAAAUUCGUCGACACUUGAGUGAACCACGUGAUAUGUAUUCAUUAAUAAAAUCACGAAAAAAUACUGACGAUGUUGUAAUGGCAGAAAGACGAAAAUCAAAUUCAGCUCUUCCAGAUUAUGAAAAAUCCACCAUUAAAUUGAUGUCAAGUCUAGUAAAAUCAUUAGAAAAUAAUGACAUUGAAAAUAUAAAUAUAUCAUCAAACCAAAAAAUUGAAUCUUGUCAUUAUCAAGCUUCAUCACCAGUUAUUAAAAAUAAAUUUUUAAAUGUUUAUGAUGCUCAUACGUCAACACCAUCAGAUUUAUUACGUCGUAAUUUGACAAAUAGUGAUUAUGGUCUAACACCACUUAAAAAUAAUGAUAGAAGCAUGAGCCCAAUAACACAAAGUACUUCCAAAAUGACAAAGGCUAUGCAGGAAACAAUGAUGACGCCUAGAUCAAGAAAACCAGUGAUAAUGUUGUCAGGCUCAAAUUUGUGUAAUUUAGCUUCCAUGAAAAAUGGACAAUCUAGUGCACAAAAUUAUUAUCAAAUUGUUAAUAUUGAUAUUGAUGGACAAAAUAGUUUAAAUUCAAUAAGUGAAGAAUCUGAAAAUAUUCCAAAUACAUAUAAAAUUGAUAGUCAACGUCGUCCACCAUUUGUUAAUAGAAAUUAUCGUACACCAAUUGAGGAUGAUUAUUGUACAACAAUACCAUCAAAUUCAAUGUCAAUAACGAGUACAUUUCGUGAAUAUCUAUUGUCAAGAAGUGUAUUAACAGCAAGCCCAGUUGAUUUAAGUUUUUCAUCACGUACAGGUGAUUUUGAACAAUCUGAAUCUGAUGAUUUAAAUAUACUUGAUGAAAAAGGACUCUCUGAUAGUCUUCUUAAUUGUUUGGAUGGUAAUAAUCCUCCUAGUUCAGAUACAUCAGGUAUUGCGUCAGGCUCAACAAAUAGUGCCAAUAAUUCAAUUGAAAAAAUUGAUGAUGUCAAAUUACCAUCACCAAGAAAACGUGGCACAAGCUUGCAAAGAAAUGACUCAAAAAGAUCAAUAAAAGAUCAUGAAAAUGAUAUACACAAUAAUGCAAAUAACAAAUCAUCAAUUGAUUCAGAGAAUAUUAAAGAAAAUUUUCAAGAAACUUCAUUUUAAGAAAAAUUAAUUAUUGUAUUGAUUUGCGAAUUAUAAAUUCAUUUAUUAAUAAUUAAAUAUAUCAUUAAAAAAAAAAAAAAGCAAAUAACUAUUAUUAAUAUUUGAUACUUAGAAUUUAAGUAAACUAACAAAACAGAUUGUAAUUUAUGAUGACCAUGACAAUAUAAAAAUAUAAUAAUAAAUGAUUUUUGUACUAUGUUAA
Molecule: messenger RNA, 3259 nt
Organism: Aphidius gifuensis
Lineage: Eukaryota; Metazoa; Arthropoda; Insecta; Hymenoptera; Braconidae
Gene: RhoGAP54D
Exons: 6
Coding region: 397-3057 (886 amino acids)
Biological process (GO): regulation of small GTPase mediated signal transduction; signal transduction
Cellular component (GO): cytoplasm
Molecular function (GO): GTPase activator activity
Source: RefSeq, a predicted model, not a curated record